AUGCGAAGAAGUCGUCGUCCAACGAUACGGUGGUGCCCAGUGAACAGCAUUCGGCGAGCACAGACCAUAUGGUACCCCGCCGAAGACCUUCAGCGGGCUCUGGCCACGCGCACCAGCCCCACCAUCAAGGACCUCGAACUGCUGGUCUCGGGCCCGAGUGUUUGCGACAGCAGCCUUAGGAACAGCCCAGAGAAGCGGAAUCGCGCCUCUCUUAAUAUUCGACCGAGUCGCCAGCCGGACUGCGGCCGACUAUACUUUUUUGUCUUUGAUUUUUCGCUUCCUCAGCUCUCAACGACCGACUUCGAAACAAUGGCCGACCUUGCCAGUCGCAUCACCAAGCCCGGCGACGCACCGGCAGCGGAUCAGCCUGCCGAUGCCCCUCAGGGUAAUGGCAAUGGCAAUGAGGUCCCGGUGGAUGACGGCGCGAAUACCGGUCUGGUCGACUCGACGUACGACGUCGAAGUGAAGCUGAGCGACCUUCAGGACACCGACAAUCCUCUUUCCUCCAAGAUUUCCUCUUUCGAAGAGCUGGGCCUGCGCAAGGAACUCAACGAGGGCCUCUUGGCCAUGAACUUCAAGAAGCCUUCAAAGAUCCAGGAGCGCGCGCUCCCGCUCAUGCUUGCCAACCCUCCGCGAAACAUGAUUGCCCAGUCGCAGUCGGGUACCGGCAAGACUGCCGCUUUCGUACUCACCGUCUUGUCGCGCGUCGACUUCACUAAACCCACGCAGCCCCAAGCUCUGUUGCUAGCGCCUAGCCGUGAGCUUGCGCGCCAGAUUCAGACCGUCAUUCAGCAGAUUGGCCAGUUUAUCAAGGACCUGGUCACGGAAGCCGCUAUUCCUGGCAACGUUUCGCGUGAGACCGGUGUCCGUGCCAGCGUCGUUACUGGCACACCUGGCACAGUAACGGAUCUCAUUCGACAGCGGAAGUUUGACGUCUCUCAGUUAAAGGUCCUCGUUAUUGACGAGGCAGACAACAUGCUUGACAAGCAGGGUUUGGGUGACCAAUGCGUUCGUGUCAAGAUGAUGCUGCCCAAGAACAUUCAGAUUCUUCUGUUCUCAGCCACUUUUCCAGAGAAAGUUAUGAACUACGCGAGGAAAUUUGCGCCGAAUGCCAACGAAAUUAAGCUGAGGCACCAGGAGCUUACUGUCAAGGGUAUCUCUCAGAUGUACAUGGACUGCCCUGAUGAAAGCAAGAAAUACGACAUCUUAUGUCAGCUUUAUGGCCUGAUGACUAUCGGCUCAUCUGUCAUAUUCGUCAAGACCCGGGAGUCUGCCAACGAGAUCCAGCGCCGCAUGGAGGCCGACGGCCACAAGGUCUCUGUGUUGCACGGUGCUCAUGAAGGUCAGAAUCGCGAUGCCCUUUUGGAGGACUUUAGGACUGGGCGGUCCAAGGUUCUCAUCACUACCAACGUUCUGGCCCGUGGUAUUGACGUCUCGAGUGUGUCGAUGGUUAUCAACUACGACAUUCCCAUGAAGGGCCCCGGUGAUAGGGAGCCUGAUUGCGAAACCUACCUUCACCGCAUUGGCCGUACGGGUCGCUUCGGUCGUGUCGGUGUCAGUAUCAGCUUUGUCUACGAUCGCAAGAGCUUUGAGGCUCUUUCUUACAUUGCCAAUUACUACGGCAUUGACCUCAUUCAGCUCAGCCCAGACGAUUGGGAUGCCACGGAGAAGAAAGUCCAGGAAGUCAUCAAGUCGGCCCGCGCGCGCCCGGAGUAUAAGCCCGCCAGCGAAGCUACGUGCUAG
Thermochaetoides thermophila DSM 1495 is the source of this 1743-nucleotide messenger RNA. Its product is annotated as ATP-dependent RNA helicase-like protein. The record is from RefSeq and is a predicted model, not a curated record. Lineage: Eukaryota; Fungi; Ascomycota; Sordariomycetes; Sordariales; Chaetomiaceae. Gene Ontology annotation, cellular component: cytoplasmic stress granule; nucleus. Gene Ontology annotation, molecular function: ATP binding; RNA binding; RNA helicase activity. Gene Ontology annotation, biological process: poly(A)+ mRNA export from nucleus. The transcript is spliced from 5 exons. Bases 1 to 1743 code for a protein of 580 amino acids.